This is a messenger RNA of Amphimedon queenslandica, 967 nucleotides long. RefSeq lists its product as uncharacterized. Bases 253 to 939 code for a protein of 228 amino acids. The transcript is spliced from 7 exons. The record is from RefSeq and is a predicted model, not a curated record. Lineage: Eukaryota; Metazoa; Porifera; Demospongiae; Haplosclerida; Niphatidae.
AAUUAGGGGGGUGGUCUUUAUCCACAGUUAUAUCAGGGGCUACAAUUAUUAAUUAGCUGUUAUACUAGAAAAACAACAAACAGAGAAAACACAAGUCCCACUAGAUGCUGUACCCCAGCUUCCUCCACCUCUACAGUAUCAACUGGUAUUAGCCACUCCCUAGCCACACCUACUGCCCCACCCCCUACUCACAGAGGCUCCGCCCAGUACAGGCAGUACAGGUGUCUAUUAGCGUCUGAGGUGGUUCAUUUAAUGUGUCUAGUACCAGCAUUCUUUCAUCAUCUGGACUCUAAUAAUGGUGUACUGGAGAUGGUAUCAGUGGCUACUAAUGAUACUAAUAUUGGUAGUGUCAUUAACCACAUAGCCUGGAGGAUACAGAACAAUGGAGGUGAUGUGUGGGAUCUUUAUCAUGAAAUAGCCACUUACCUGUUACAAGCUACCACCACUAACGUCUUCUCUAAGAGACACCACAACAGGUCACUGACUGUCCAUCAGAAACAAACCAGUCACUCAUCACCAGUCAAAUCAGCUUCUUCUCAAAUAUUCCAAGUCCCCAGGCGGUCCUCCUCCCCUGUCCCUCCCCCCAGGCGUGUAUCAUCAGCUGGUCCAUCAGUACCCACUGGAAGGAGACAAAGGACAACACUUCAACCUGAAUUAGGUGAUAAAGUCUUAUGUGCUCCUGAAAGGAUGGCUAGGAUAGUAGCUCUACCAGAGCCUCAUGUUGCUGUCCUUCAGCUCACCGAGGUUAAAGGUAUCUCAGGGGGCCCUCCUGACUCAUAUUUCUACACUGAUCCAAGGGGUCUGGUGUGGGACAGUAGAUUGGGUCACUGGUCUAAGGAUGAACUGGGGUCUGAUCUCAGUGUAGGAAGACUGCACACUGGUAAGGAAUAUAUAGAUAAUCUGUGGAAAGUGCAUGUGCAUUGGCAGAUUAUAUAUUAGCAAUUUUUGUUACACAUGUUAUUGAGAA